UUUGAUUCAUUUUGCUCGCUUUGGUUCAUGGCGUUCGCUUCUCGUUUCGGCUGCUAGGAAGUUUCGGAAACGGCAUAGGGACGUUUCAUGCGAUCCGGUGGUAGUCGAGCUUCGAUGGAACUUUUGAGCGAGCCUUGCAAGCAACAGAGUCAUGGGUUGAUGGAUUGAUGGUUCCUGGCCUUUGGAUUCUCUUGUUCGUCCAGACAUUGUACUGUAGCAGCGAGAACUGCUGAGGCAAAAUGAAAUUCGAGAAUUCCAGAGGAAAGAUGUCCUUCUUAGCAGCAUGACUGCCAGGUGGUCAUUAUGGUUAAAUUCAAUAUCAGUCUACUCAUUUUUUGACUACUUAACUGGUAUGUUUUUCAACACCAUUUGAACAUUCAUGGAGCAGAGAUGCAUGCUCAAGUUUGUUGCAGCUCCUUGUUAUGUCAACAAGCAUUGGUAAUUUCCUUUUGCCGGGUUAUGAUCUAUCCAAGAUAUCAUCUUACAUUUCGUGUCUUACGAAGUUUGAAUAAUGGCGAAUUUGCUAACAUAAUCCAUACACUCUGAAACUGAGAUGCACAAGUUUGGUGAUAGCCUUGAAGAAUCACAAACAAGCGGUGCUCUUAUGGUGACUUAUUCUGUUCAUUAUGUUUUUUCGACAGCAUUCCAGUAGUAUUUACCAGCGGUAGAGCUUAUGGGAGAGCAUAACGAGAAGAUGAAUCACCAGACUCCGGAGUUGUCGAAGAAGGCCAUGCAGAGGAAUGUUUCUUCUCUCAAGAUUGUAUUUCCAGCUCCAAGAUCUUCUUCCAGUCACCCACACAUGCUGCAGUCUCAAUCACAUUCUGUUGGCUCUGGAAGCAAUGCAGUGAUGAGGAGCACUGGACAGACUAGUCCUGAUAAGAGCACGUCGUGUUUACCUGCGGGAUGCAGAUGUCGCACCCCUCUUCCUUUUGCACAACAUCAACAAGCACUUUCUUCCAAGACAACCAAUUUGAAGCCAGAUAAUUCCGGUUUGGUGGAGAAUAUGCUAUCUGAAGCAAUGGCACAGAAUGCGAUGGAGGACAACAACAAGACAGAAAGCAUAGAAGAAGGGGAAUUUAUCCUUCAUAAAUCUCCCGAUGCUUCGGUAAAGAGCUCUAUGAUUGUGCAUGAUGUCAUAUGGAGUGGAAAUGAGAAAAAGUCUGUUUUGCAAGGGCAAUCACAUCCUGAUGGUUCUAAGAGCAACAUGAAGAAUAUGACUAGAGAUUCUCUAUCUCGGAAGUGCUUGUUGACUCGUAGAGAUUUCCCUCCAGGAUGCGGAAGUCGUGGCCCCUGUCUUAGCCCAACAGAACACCAGGAUGAGCUUCUGUGUUUUAUAGCAACAGGUUUGAAGAAAGAUGCUCCUAGUCUGCCAGACAUUAGGGUGUUAGAGGACCUCAAAGAAGCAGAGUUCAUUCCCAAAAAGUCUCCCGAUGCUUCGAUCAAGAGCUCAGUGACUGCACAUGUCUUUAAAUGGCGCGGGAACAAUGAUCAUGAUGAUCUUCAAGGCGUUGGUGCUAAGGAAGCAGGGUCACAGCCCCAAAUUAAAUUUCAAACAUCUUCCAAGAGUACGUUGAAAAAGGCAUGCCUAAGAGAAGAGAACAUCCUUUACCAUCAUUGUGACGAAUCAAAUAGAGAUGUCCGAGAUAUGAUCAAAGAGGCCAAGAAGAGUGUUCAAUGUCCUCCUGGCGCAUCCCCAAUUAUGAAGGACCAAGGUUGUAAGAGAAAGUCUCUUGACAAGCGAAGCAUCAAGAAGUCAUUAGAGGGAAGCGCACCGGAUAGCUCGGAAAGUUUGCAGGUUGGUCCACGAUCAGAUAUUGGGAGAGCGAGCACUUCAUUUUCUGAGCUCAGAAAUGCAAAUGUUAUGCGCAAUAACAUGCAUAAUUUGGCUAGAGACAAGAUGACCGAAGCUCUAAGACUCUACAGAGAUAUUUGUCGCAAGCUCUCUCUAGAAAAAUCGAAAGCAGGUAAAAAGAGUACGUGCAUUAGGAGGAUAGAUUUUCAUGCUGCGAAAGAGGUCAAGAAAAGAGUAGGAUAUGUCCACGGCGCAAAGCAAUUUAUAGGAGCUGUUCCAGGAGUAGAAGUUGGUGACAAAUUCCAUUACAGGAUGGAACUCGCUGUUGUCGGGCUCCAUCGCCCUCCUCAGAAUGGCAUCGAUUACAUGGGAUCUCACCCAGACAUCCUAGCCACGAGUGUUGUCGCUUCCUGGGAUUAUACAGAUAAUCUCAGUAACCCCGAUGAGCUGGUUUAUUUGGGCCAGGGUGGAAUGCCUGGUCGUGACAAGGAGGCUGAAGAUCAGAAGCUUACUCGAGGGAAUUUAGCUCUAGUGAACAGCAUGAAGAGAAACAAGCCAGUAAGAGUGAUUCGCAAGGAUAGGGAUCACACUUUCACGUAUGACGGGCUGUAUGUGGUGAACAGUUACCGAAAGCUACAUCGAGAGAAUAGGCAAAUGGUCUUCAAAUUCCUGAUGAAGAGACUCCCAGAUCAACCUGAGAUUGGCCGGAAGAAGAAGAUGAAAGUGCUCGAGCCAUCGUGAUGGGAAGAAUUGACGCCCAUCAUUACGAAAGAAGAGAGAGAUUGAACAUUCUGAGUCUUAGAAUACACAGUUGUUGUGCGUGGUAGAUCAAGCUAACGUUUUGUUUUGCAGACAUGUCAUUUCUGUGAUUUUUAUCCUCUGUGUUCCUAGGAACGUUACCAUCGUAUCGCUUGUUUACAGUUUGCUUUGAUGGAACUCUUUUUUAGAGCAACUGUAGUUGUAGUUUACGUUAGUAAUACCAAAAGACAAGGAUUGCAAAUUCGCUCGUU
Messenger RNA from Rhodamnia argentea, 2802 nucleotides. RefSeq names its product histone-lysine N-methyltransferase, H3 lysine-9 specific SUVH6-like. Lineage: Eukaryota; Viridiplantae; Streptophyta; Magnoliopsida; Myrtales; Myrtaceae. The record is from RefSeq and is a predicted model, not a curated record. The coding region runs from base 674 to 2533 and encodes 619 amino acids. The transcript is spliced from 4 exons.